Priapulus caudatus is the source of this 1259-nucleotide messenger RNA. Its product is annotated as retinal dehydrogenase 1-like. The record is from RefSeq and is a predicted model, not a curated record. The transcript is spliced from 10 exons. NCBI's taxonomy places the organism in Eukaryota, Metazoa, Priapulida, Priapulimorpha, Priapulimorphida, Priapulidae. The annotation marks the transcript as partial. Gene Ontology annotation, molecular function: aldehyde dehydrogenase (NAD+) activity.
GAUGUUGACAAGGCAGUGGCUGCCGCUAAGAAAGCCGGGGAGCUGGGAUCGCCAUGGCGACGCAUGGACGCUUCAGCACGUGGUCACUUGCUCAGCAAGUUGGCAGAUCUGAUAGAGAGGGACAUGGUUUAUCUGGCUUCACUAGAGACCCUGGACAAUGGAAAGCCGUACAAAUAUUCAUACAAUAUUGAUUAUGCUAGAGCUGUCGGUACCUGCAGAUACUAUGCAGGAUGGCCAGAUAAGAUCGUGGGCAAGACCAUUCCCAUAGAGGGUGAUUUCUUCUGCUUCACUCGUGUUGAGCCCAUAGGGGUCGUUGGAGCAAUCACACCUUGGAACUUUCCUGGCAUGUUCGCUUGCCACAAGAUCGUUCCUGCUCUCGCCGCCGGAUGCACAGUUGUUUUGAAGCCAGCCGAGCAGACGCCUCUCACCACGCUUUACAUCGCCGCGCUGUGCAAGGAGGCGGGCAUCCCUGCGGGCGUGGUCAAUGUGGUGCCGGGGUACGGACUGACCGCUGGUUCCGCCCUCACCGAACACAUGGACGUCAACAAGAUCUCGUUCACGGGCUCAACUGGGGUGGGGAAGCAGAUCCAGUGCGCCUCGGGAAAGACGAACCUGAAGAGAGUUUCGCUGGAGCUGGGAGGCAAGAGUCCGACCAUCGUGUUUGCUGACGCCGACCUCGAUGAGGCGGUGCUGGUGUCACACAAGAACCUGUUCGCCAACAUGGGUCAGUGCUGCACGGCUGCCUCACGCACAUACGUGCAGGACGGCAUAUACGACGAGUUUGUACGGCGCAGCGUCGAUCUCGCGAAGAAACGCUCCAUAGGCGACCCCUUUUGCGGCGACGUCGAAAACGGUCCACAGAUCAACAGAGCUCAGUUCGAUAAGGUGCUGGAACUGAUCGAGAGCGGCAAGAAGCAGGGAGCGAAGAUGGAGUGUGGAGGCGGUCGCCACGGCAACAAGGGCUACUUCAUCCAGAGCACUGUCUUCUCCAACGUGACAGACGACAUGAGGAUUGCGAAGGAGGAGAUCUUCGGACCCGUGCAGCAGAUCAUCAAGUUCAAUUCGAUCGACGAGGUGAUCAAACGAGCGAACAACACGACGUACGGGCUCGCCGGAGCGGUGUUCACGAAGGACAUCAACAAGGCUUUGACCCUCGCCCAGAGCGUGCAGAGCGGAACAUUCUGGGUGAACUGCUACAACGCUGGCAGUCCUGCAAGUCCAUUCGGUGGAUUCAAGAUGUCCGGAAUCGGACGUGAAGG